CUCUUCCAAUGUCUCUUCAUCUCUCUCUUUCCUCUCAUCCUUCUCUUCUCCCUCGCUUGCUCUUUUCUUGUUUAUUCCGGUAUUUAAAUCGCCUUCAAACCGUUGAGUUUUCACCAGAUAUUACACAGCAAACGGAGAAGUGGCUUGACAAAGACUUUACCCUGUGUCCAUCAUCAACUCAUCUAACAUCAACAGUUUCAACAAUCAAGUGUUGUUAAAUAAUUAAUCAACAAUGGAUUUAACCUGCAAAUUAAUGUUUAUAUUAUCGUACAUCUCAAUCCUGGUAACCACUCAAGUUCAAUCAAAAAUCAACUUGAAAAGUUCCCCAUCAACUUCAAUAGCCUUUGGACAACGUAUCGGUGCCUCAAUCAGUUCAUACUCUCUUCCCAUCUUUAAUCUUGGCUCAUCUCCGUCUAACAUGCAAGCAGAUUGUUCAGGAGAUGCUCUAUUUGGAAUGUAUGCUGAUUUAACCUCUGGCUGCAGUUCAUAUCAUGUUUGUCACGGAGGCCGUAAAGAUACCUUUACAUGUCCAGAAGGAACCUUGUUCAGUCAAGAGUUGAUGACUUGUGAUUACUGGUAUCGUGUUUCCUGUGGAUCCUCUAAUGGUGAAGGUUUCAACUAUUCACCCGUUCAGCCACCACAACAACCCCAACCACAGCCACCUCAAACCUAUUACCCUUCUUGGUCUCCAGCAUCAGAAGUGCCCUCACCAGGAACCUACAACCCAACUGCAUCUGGUUCAAUUCCAGUUUUUCCUCAAUUCCCAUUUUCUCCACCCUCGCCACCUUCACCUCCACCAGCUGAAACCUAUCCUUCAUUAACACCACCAGUUUCCCCUGAAAGGGAACGACCUGAGACAGAAGAAGAACCCAGAACAAUCAAACCCCCAACUGGUUUCAAUCCAUUUGAACCUUCUUCAUCUGGUCCCACCCUUCCUAUUCCUGUAAACCCAAGUUUAUCCCCUCAAUACCCACAAUACCCACAAAGCCCUCAAACACCACAAUAUCCAGUUAACCGUCAGUACCCUCAAUACCCUCAAUAUCCUUCUAGUUUCCCUCAAAGCCCUGCAAGCCCUUCUGAUUCCUCACCACCAGCUGGCCAACAGCCACCUUACCUGUUUAACGACUGGAAUCAAGAUGAACCUGAAUGGACUUAUGCUUGGAUGAAAAAAUUGGACUCAUCAAGUGAUAAAAAAGUCCCUAAUGGUGAUGUUAACAAUGUCAAUAACAAGGAUGAUGUACCUUUAACUGGACAACCUUUUGAUUUUACCCUGGUUAAUGAUAAACUAGGAGGACCAUCAGCAAUUAAGGAAAGAUCUGACUCGCCAAAUCCUUGGCUAUUCCCAAGCAAUAAAUUGUACAAAAAAGCUUGAACAGUUGUUAUUAAUAAUUGUCUCAUCCAAAUUGUCUCAUUCUAAUUGUCUCAUUUCACUUUAUCUUUCAUUGAAUCACCUUCUUGUCCCUUCCUGUUGUUUCAUCUUAUCAUCGAUACCAUCGUCAUCAUCUUUGUCAUCGACAUGAUAUUAUCAUUACUCACCAUUCAAUCAGUUUCAAUUACUCAAUUACCUUUAUUUAUUAACAAUGUCCAGGAAAACAAAUCUAACACCCAAAACAGCCAUUUUUAUCAAGUUUUGCAUCAAAACAAUUUGUAGGUUCAUUUAAUUGAAAUUAUAAUCACAAAUAAAAAUGGGAAAGUGACUAAA
Molecule: messenger RNA, 1702 nt
Organism: Tetranychus urticae (two-spotted spider mite)
Lineage: Eukaryota; Metazoa; Arthropoda; Arachnida; Trombidiformes; Tetranychidae
Cellular component (GO): extracellular region
Molecular function (GO): chitin binding
Source: RefSeq, a predicted model, not a curated record